CCCCCCAGGCGCGGGUGAAGAUCCUGGCGGCGCUGGUGACGCAGUUCGAGGUGCCCCUCAAGGGCGAGGUGCUCUCCUUCAUCCUGGACGACGUGCGGGGCCGGCUGGACCUGGCGUUCGCCUGGCUCUUCCAGGAGUACAACGCGCACCUGGCGCGCGGCGGCGCCGGCGGCCUGGAGCGCUACGACGAGUGCCUGAUCGGGCUGCUGGCCGGGCUGCAGGAGAAACCCGACCAGAAGGACGGGAUCUUCACCAAGGUCGUGCUGGAGGCGCCGCUGAUCACCGAGAGCGCGCUGGAGGUGAUCCGGAAAUACUGCGAGGACGAGAGCCGCACGUACCUGGGCAUGGCCACGCUGCGCGAGCUGAUCUUCCGGCGCCCCUCGCGGCAGUUCCAGUACCUGCACGUGCUGCUGGACCUGAGCUCCCACGAGAAGGACAAGGUGCGCCAGCAGGCGCUGCUGUUCAUCAAGCGCAUGUACGAGAAGGAGCAGCUCCGCGAGUACGUGGAGAAAUUCGCCCUCAAUUACCUGCAGCUGCUGGUGCACCCCAACCCCCCCUCGGUGCUCUUCGGGGCCGACAAGGACACGGAGGUGGCGGCCCCCUGGACGGAGGAGACCAUCAAGCAGUGCCUGUACCUGUACCUGGCCCUGCUGCCCCACAACCACAAGCUGAUCCACGAGCUCGCCUCCGUCUACACCGAGGCCAUCGCCGACAUCAAGCGCACGGUGCUGCGCGUCAUCGAGCAGCCGAUCCGCGGGAUGGGCAUGAACUCCCCACUGCUGAUCGCCCUGCACAACAUCGACUCCUCCAAGUGCGACAUGAAAUCCAUCAUCAAAGGACACGUGUCCACGGGCUGCUCCAAGUGUGACAUGAAAUCCGUCAUCAAAGGUGGGGACACCGGGGGCACACCGACUGGUGGCAGUGACCCCGGGGACAGUGACAGUGACCCCAAGGUUGGUGGCAGUGACUCCAGGAUUGGUGACAGUGACUCCAGGACUGGUGACAGUGACCUCAGGAUUGGUGACAGUGACUCCAGCAUUGGUGGCAGUCACCUCAGUGACAGUGACCCCAAAAACCGCCCAGGGGACCCCUGCUAG
Ficedula albicollis (Collared flycatcher) is the source of this 1097-nucleotide messenger RNA. It is a transcript of the gene SYMPK, whose product is annotated as symplekin. Gene Ontology annotation, cellular component: mRNA cleavage and polyadenylation specificity factor complex. NCBI's taxonomy places the organism in Eukaryota, Metazoa, Chordata, Aves, Passeriformes, Muscicapidae. Bases 345 to 1097 code for a protein of 250 amino acids. The record is from RefSeq and is a predicted model, not a curated record. The transcript is spliced from 9 exons.